Molecule: messenger RNA, 1110 nt
Organism: Zerene cesonia (dogface butterfly)
Lineage: Eukaryota; Metazoa; Arthropoda; Insecta; Lepidoptera; Pieridae
Product: zinc metalloproteinase nas-14-like
Exons: 7
Coding region: 1-1077 (358 amino acids)
Biological process (GO): proteolysis
Molecular function (GO): metalloendopeptidase activity; zinc ion binding
Source: RefSeq, a predicted model, not a curated record
AUGAUGGAGAAGGAAAAGAUCACUUUCGUGGAUAAUUUAAGAAAAACGGAAGACGAAAGAAGACACAUUGAAAAGGAGACCAUUCUGGAAAGCUCUUCCAAUCUUCACUCUCAAGACGAAAUCGUGUCCACAUUUUCGAAGAUUCAAGAAGAAACCUGCCUGAAGUUUUUUAUGACUGCUUCAAACAGCACCAGGGAUAAAAUACUGUUUAUCAGCAAUCCGGAUAAAUUGAAAACGUGUCCUCCAAGCGCAUAUGAUUAUUCCAAAAGUGUUGUGGACAGGAGGAACACCAGCACGCUACUAUCACAAUCAGAGCGAGAUUAUAUCAACACACAUUACAACCAAGAAUGUAGUUCUGAUGAAAAGACCAUAGCUAGGCGGAGCGGUGAUGAGGCUUAUGAAACGGCUGCUUUGACGGACGAUAACUUGAAUUACUAUAAAGAUAAGGUGUGGCCGCUAGGUAUCUUGCUAUAUGGUAUUGAUGAGGAAUUACGUGGUACCACAGACCAUAACAUACUGUCUCACGCAAUGGCCACAAUAGAAGUGGCAACAAACGUCGUUUUCCAAGAAAUAAAAAAUGACAAAGUCCUCGCUGCUAAGAGUCUAUUAUGGUUCGGUAAGAAGGGAGAAGAUGGGCCUGCGUUUGGUGUGCAAGAUGGAAACCAGACGAUAAAUUUGUCAUCGAUGACGCACGGGGCGGCGGGGCACACAGCGCACACGAUCAACAACUUGAUGCGAGCUCUCGGCGUCCACAUGACGUCAAAUCGUUUCGAUAGAGACAACUAUGUUACGAUCAACUGGAACAACGUUUUGGAGGGUAAAGAGCACUACCUAGAGAGGGCGCCACAAGAGUCAUGGCUACACAUACCCUAUGACUUCGCGAGCGUGACUCACGCGCCGGCGAACUACAUGUGCGGGGUUUGCGAGCUCGGAGCUAGCACUGUCCAACCUAUACAGGAUCAUCAAUGGCAGCGUAUAAUAUCUAUGGGUCAUAAGACGGUGCUCACGGACGCUGACAGGCAAACGGUUAAUCUACUGUAUAGUGAGGAAUACCGCAAUCGGUUUAAUGGCGCGUGAAAUUUUGCGUUUGUAAUAUACUGUUUUAGCUUG